Messenger RNA from Nomia melanderi (Alkali bee), 1985 nucleotides. Its product is annotated as lysosomal acid glucosylceramidase-like. Gene Ontology annotation, molecular function: glucosylceramidase activity. The record is from RefSeq and is a predicted model, not a curated record. Gene Ontology annotation, biological process: glucosylceramide catabolic process. NCBI's taxonomy places the organism in Eukaryota, Metazoa, Arthropoda, Insecta, Hymenoptera, Halictidae.
UUCAAGUAUUCCGCACAAAGUGAGUUUCGCGUCUUGGCCAAAUUAACCCUUUGCGCUUCCAUGUCGUAGGUGGCUUGCAAUCGAAGUGUGCUUCUUUGUGAAGGAUAUUACAAAUAUAAUAUAAAUAUCUUUAAAAUAGAUUAUAUUAUUAUGUUAUUUUCAAUAUUCUUAAUAGAAAGAAUCGUCUACACUGCUUUCUACAAACUAACUAUUUUUUUAAAUGCAGUUCAAAUUAGAUGUCGUAACAAUACAGAAUUAUCGAGAAGAAAGUGCUAAAGAAAUUCGGGGUGCAAGAAGUUAAGCGGGCAGAAGUGUAAGAUGAAUCCACAAAAUCACAAAAUUCGCAUAACGGGAAUUGAAGUAAUCUCGUUACAAUCGUCGCCGAAGAAAGAUCUAGGACCAUGUGGAAAGCGGCGCUGCUGAUUGGCUUCUUCCUAGCCGAAGGCUGGUCGAAGGAGUGCGUGCCCCGCAGCUUCGGGCACAACAAAAUAGUAUGCGUCUGCAACUCAACGUACUGCGACACAACGCCGGAUGCCGAUCCGAAGGUGCCGCCGAAUGGAAGAUUCUAUUGGUACGUCUCGACGAAGGACGGCGAACGAUUGAGCUUGAAGGAGAAAGAGUUCGGCGACGCUCACAGCAACCUUUUUACUUUGACUCUAACCGUAGACAGAACGGUUAGAUAUCAAAAAAUCCUUGGGUUUGGCGGCGCGUUCACGGAUUCCGCCGGUAUGCACAUCACGAGUCUCUCCAACGCGACUCAGGACCAGCUAAUGAGGGCAUACUUCGAUACGAAAGAAGGAAGCGGAUACAUGUUGGGUCGCGUGCCAAUCGGCUCUUCCGAUUUCUCGACGAGAGUGUACACGUACGACGACACCCAGGACGACGAUACACUGGAACAUUUCUCACUCGCCCAGGAAGAUUACCAGUACAAGUUGCCGCUUAUGCGAAAAGCACACGAACUGAAUCCCGAGGUGAAAUUCUUCAGCGCCGCCUGGUCACCUCCGAGAUGGAUGAAGACCAACGACGAAAUCAAUGGAUUCGGUUUCUUGGACAGGAAGUACUAUGACGUUUACAGCAAUUAUCUCGUAAAGUUCUUGGACGAGUAUAGGAAGAACGGUGUUAACAUAUGGGGUAUAUCGACCGGUAACGAGCCGAUAAAUGCGUUCAUACCUUUCGACAAGCUGAACAGCUUGGGAUGGACACCGCCAACAGUGUCGGAGUGGGUCGGCGAACACUUCGGUCCAAUUUUGGAAGCAUCGGAUCACAACGAUACAAUUAUCAUGGGCCUCGACGACCAAAGGAUUUUCUUACCUUGGUUCGCUAAGAACGCCUAUCCUCGGCACAACAUGUCGAAGUACAUUGCGGGUACAGCCGUCCACUAUUACGCUGAUGCGUUAGCACCGGCGGGCUUAUUGGACCUAACGCACGAAGCGUUCCCAGACAAAUUCAUUUUGAUGACGGAAGCAUGCACAGGAACCGUGCCCGCCCUUCGUCACGUCGACCUGGGAUCAUGGGAUCGAGGAGAAACGUAUAUUCUAAGCAUACUGGAGUACCUGAACCAUUGGUCGGUUGGAUGGGUCGAUUGGAAUUUGGCGCUAGACAAGAGCGGUGGACCGAAUUGGAUUAACAAUUUCGUUGACUCCCCGAUUAUCGUGAACUCCACGUCUGACGAAUUCUACAAGCAGCCAAUGUAUUACGCUCUCAAGCAUGUCAGUAGAUUCGUUGUGAGAGGUUCCGUUAGGGUUUCUAUGACCGAUGACGUCAUGGUUAAGUCUGCGGCAUUCGUGACGCCAUCGAACGAAACCGUCAUCGUACUCUACAACAAAUGGAGUAUACCAAGGAAUGUCGUUAUCAAGGAUACGAAGAAGGGUCCGAUUCAUCUGGAGUUACCAGCACAAUCUAUGAACACUAUAAUUUAUGGACAAUAGAAGAUCGAUUCAUUUUUGUAUUCUGAUUAAUAAAAAUAUUGCUUUUUUAAAAGUGAA